Messenger RNA from Daldinia vernicosa, 1008 nucleotides. Its product is annotated as terpenoid synthase. Lineage: Eukaryota; Fungi; Ascomycota; Sordariomycetes; Xylariales; Hypoxylaceae. Bases 1 to 1008 code for a protein of 335 amino acids. The record is from RefSeq and is a predicted model, not a curated record. Gene Ontology annotation, molecular function: carbon-oxygen lyase activity, acting on phosphates. The transcript is spliced from 3 exons.
AUGUCACAGAGUACACAAGGACAACAUACUGCGGAUACACUAGCAGCCGAGCCGUACCUUGGUCCAUUAAUCUCGUCCUUCAUCUCAAACAUAGGGUACACGACGGCACCGGUGAUCAACGAUGGGAUAUAUUGGUCAGCUCUACAUCGACAUGCAGUUAACACUGGUUUUCCCCAUCUUGAGGGGUCCCACUCCUUCAAGUGUUUAAAAGUAGGGGGGAAUUAUGCUAUUGCUUGCUUUCCUAACCAUCCUCUUCAAGUCCAAGUAUAUGUCGGUAUAUAUACCUGGAUUGCCAUUGUCAUCGACGAUGUAGCAUGUCAGUCUUUGGAAGAUUUCGAACACUUCCAUGAGCGCUUCGCUAGCGGAAACCCCCAGCCAACGAUUCUUCUGGAGGCUUGGGCAGGGUUAAUUCGGUCAGCUUUUGAUCACUGGGACUCUAUGGCUGCCAACUUUAUCGUCGCCGCAUCCCUUGACUUUCACAACGCGUGCGUCUUAGAGGCGCGUUCCGAACUCCGACGCCUAGUACGAACUAAGGGAGGCCAGAGUUUGGCCUGGUACAUUCGUAGCAAGACUGGUGUUGCGGACGCUUAUGCGUACUUUACAUUCCCUAAGACCAUCUACCCUGACAUUUCAUGUUUCCUGGAAGCGAUCCCAGACUUGUCUGCUUAUUUAUGCCUCGCCAAUGAUGUGUUGUCAUUCUAUAAGGAAGAGAAAGCAAAAGAAAAAGAGAACUACGUCAACUACAGAGCUCAUUAUGAAGGCAAUGAUACCCGAACAGUACUGAGAGAGAUAAUUGAGCAGACACAAAAUGCCGUCCAGCGCAUGCGGGUUGUGGUUAAGGGGCGGGAGCCGUAUGAGCAGGCUUUAAACGACCACAUCUUGGGUUAUGUAGCGUUCCAUAUCCUAAGCGAUCGCUAUAGGUUGUCGGAGAUUGGCUUGGGAGAGAGUACACCUGGCGUGGCUAACAGCGAAGUUUCUCAGUGUUCUUUGAUUGACUGCAAGAAGUAA